Messenger RNA from Tripterygium wilfordii, 700 nucleotides. RefSeq names its product vegetative cell wall protein gp1-like. The record is from RefSeq and is a predicted model, not a curated record. The transcript has a single exon. Lineage: Eukaryota; Viridiplantae; Streptophyta; Magnoliopsida; Celastrales; Celastraceae. Bases 5 to 532 code for a protein of 175 amino acids. Gene Ontology annotation, cellular component: vesicle; extracellular region. Gene Ontology annotation, biological process: regulation of double fertilization forming a zygote and endosperm; double fertilization forming a zygote and endosperm; regulation of protein localization to cell surface.
AGCAAUGAAGAACUCAGCAUUUGUACAAGUAAUUCUUGUAGCAGUGUUGGUGAUGAGUAUGAAUGUCCAGUUUGGAUUAGCACAAUUACAAAAUCCAUUAACUUGCUUUUCGAAUUUCAAUGGCGUAAGGGGGUGCAUUAAGGAGUUGACGUCUGCUUUCUCGUCUGGCAAAGCUGAUAAUAUUUCGCCGGCUUGUUGUAAGGUUGUCAAUGGGACCAGUGAUUUUUGUUUGCUGGUCUUGUUUCCCAACCCUGCAACUCGAACUUUUUUGAAGCUAACAUGUAGUUUGGUGAAAGAUCCUCCUGCAUCUGCACCUGCGCCAGCACAAACCCCUGCUGCUCCAUCAACUACUCCAACUCCGCCACAGCCUUCGCCACCAUCAACACCAACACCGUCGCAACCAUCACCACCAACUCCUUCAUCACCUUCGCAACCAUCGCCAUCACAACCAUCAACACCAUCGGCACCAACCCCGGGAACAUCAGCAGCACCUGCGCCUAAAGCAGAAUCAGCACCAGCUCCAUCUGGUUGAAUUUGGAAACAAAGUGCAAUGCCUAUGCACUGACUGUUGUCAAUUAUUUACAGUAAUAAUGGAUUCUACAAGGGUCAUAUGUAAAAUAAAAAGUGCAUCAAAAUGUGCUGUUGUUUUUAUAUCGUUGAAAGAAUUAAUAAAGUUUCCAUAAGUAUUUUUCAUAUUCAA